Molecule: messenger RNA, 1240 nt
Organism: Papilio xuthus (Asian swallowtail)
Lineage: Eukaryota; Metazoa; Arthropoda; Insecta; Lepidoptera; Papilionidae
Exons: 6
Coding region: 148-1209 (353 amino acids)
Source: RefSeq, a predicted model, not a curated record
UUUGACACCAACUUGACACAAAAGACAAUUAUAUUUAUAAAUCAUAAUAAGCAUCUCGUAUUUAUUAACGAAAAGACAUAUUACAUUUGAGGCUUCGGUUAUAUUUAUAAUUUUCGUUAUGUCUAUGUAUUAAAAUAAGCGUAUAAGAUGUUUGCCACAAUUAGAAGGAAACUAAAAUGGAGUACCACUAAGAGUACAGAGUGUAACAAAAAUGAAAAUUCUUUUUUAUUUGUGGCCUUUAUUGGCUUAUUCGAAGAUGUAUUAUUUUGGAAUAAAAUGUGGCUGUCCCUUUUGUUUAUAGUGUUUUUGAAUUUAUUUUUCUUCUUUUGCGUCCAUCAAGAAAUUAAUUUUUUGCAAUUCAUUUUCAAACUUACAAUUGUUGUAUUGGUUAUUGAUGCCCUUGAAACAUGGUUAAAAUAUAAACAUAGAACAACAUGUUUAAAAAAGUUAGCUAGCUGUGAUAUUACAAAGUUCAAUUCAGCUACAGUGCAGUUAAGUAAUUGGAUGAAUAAAAGAUGGCUUGAUUAUGUAUUCUUGCGCGAACGAAACCAUACCAAGGCAUUUUUGUUGCUACAGAUUAUUUUUGGAGUUGCGUUUUUUGUGUGUAAACAUAUCAGUGGAUACACAAUAAUGUAUUUUUUGACUAUGUUUAUAUGCUUCUCCAAAAAGUUACUACCACCUAUUGUGAGGCUAGUGAGAAAAAUACAACUGAAUACUGAAUCAGACCUAGAAUUAGAAUUAGAAGGACUAAUACCAGAAGCGUCUGAUGCAAAUAUGGAUUUAUUGUCUAUAGAGCAAGAUCAAAAUCAAAUAAUUGAUGAAAAACAAAGUUUAGAUUAUUGGAAACCAGAAGAUUUGGCAAUUGAAGAAGCUAGUGAUAGUUCUGAAACUAGUAGUUCCAUUGUUACUAAUCUAUCAAUGGAAAAAAUGCAAACAUUUGAAAAGGAUAUUGAAACUUCGGAUUCUAGUGAAGAUGAAUAUAUGCCACGGAUUAAACAACCAGAACCAUUGAGGGAAGAAUAUCGAUCCACUGCAGUGGUUGAACCAGCAAAUACAUGGAGUAAUGCUGCUUACAAUGUAUUUCAAAAUUUAGGUGGAGCAGUUGUUAAUAUGAUUUAUACAUCACAGGAUGAGAGAAGAAGGAAUAGAGUUUCCAGUAUUGAUUCAUCUGAUGGUUUUGAAAUGAUUGAUAAAAAUGAUAUUUUAUAAAAUUAAUGAAUACACAUUUCGUUGAUUUCAA